AUGCCUUUCGAUAAUAUGUUUGUCGCGAGCGACAAUACUCUCUUGGAUCCUUUUCAAUGGAUCCCUACCUUGUGCAUCGCGGCAUCCUUAUGUUUCAUUGUCACCGGUUCUCUGAGAUGGUAUCAAUUGCAAAAGUCUACUAUCAAGGUUGCCCCAAACCAACAAGAGAGCAUCAAAUUCGCUUUUAACUUGGCCUUGCUGGCCUUUCAAUCCUCUAUCGUAGGCCUGUCUAUGUCUCUGCCGAUCGAGUUUGGCACUCUGGAUGAAUAUGUCCAUCUUGUUGCAAUCGUUGGUUUCGCUAUCUUAUCACCUAGAGAACAUUACCGAUCAGUGAGCCCGUCAGAUUUGCUGAUCAUCUACUUGUCCAUAUGCACUGCUUUGGAUGCUUCCGCGUUGUUGAUGAUCCGUGGCAACACCUCUAUGACAGUGCAGGUGCUACGAACAAUCUUGGAGGCAGGUGCUCUCAUAGCUGAAUCUCGAAGCAAGAGGAACUUCUUGCUCGAAGCUUAUCUAGACAUUGCACCUGAAGAAACAGCUGGACCUUGGAGCAAAGCAACCUUCGCUUGGAUUCAUCCGAUACUAUUUGCUGGGAAAGACUCCAAGUUCGUUCUUGAAACACUGCCCCUGAACCCUCGUCAAUUUAAUCCUUCGGUUUUGCGCCAAAAGGUUCUGCGUCUUUUCGGCCAGAGAGAGAAGCCGGAAAGUCGUUUGACAUUUCCGUCUGUUCUGGCGCAAUGCCUUAUGCCAGAGUUUGCAACCAUCGCAAUCACGCGGUUCAUGCUGAUCGCAUUUCGCUAUGCUCAGCCUCUGCUCAUGAGCAGAAUCUUGCAACUUUUGGCCACCAACGCGUUAGGUGGACGAUCAUAUCAGCUCUCAUGCACGAUUGUCAUUUUUGCAUCAAUAGUCUAUGUUGGGCAAGCUAUAGUUUCGUCGAGAUACCAGCACAAGCUCAAUCGUCUCAAAGUCAUGACCCGAGCCACACUUGUUGAACUAAUAUAUGAGAAGACUCUUAGUGCGCCCGCUGUUGCGUACAAUGACUACAGCGCCGCCACUUUGAUGAGUACCGAUGUCGAUGCUCUCGCAAAGACCAGCGAGAUGUUUCAUGAGGCCUGGGCUCAAGUUCUGGAGGUCAUCGUUGGUAUGGUGUUAUUGUCGCAACAGAUCGGAUGGUUCUGUCUUGUCCCUCUGCCUAUAAUAUAUGGCUGCUCCCACAUGACCCGAUAUGUAGCACGGAGUCUGCGUCUCAAGCAACUUGCGUGGAACAAAGCUACCCAAGAUCGUAUCAACAGAAUCGUCUCUGUGGUUGUGAGAAUAAAAAUCAUCAAGAUGCUUGGUCUAGGAAAUGUGGUCAGAGACCAGAUCAGCUGUUUGAGACAAACGGAAAUUGAUGCCUCAAAAGAUAUGCGCUGGGUGGCUGUGCUCGCGAACGCAAGUGCAAACGCACUCGGCCUCUUCACGCCUGCAAUCACCAUCAUCCUGUUCGCUGCUAUGAGCAGGUCCAAACUUGAUGCAGAAACAGCCUAUACCACAUUAGCCAUCUUGCUCUUGGUCACUCAUCCCGCGAACAUGAUCAUGACGAUUGUGCCUAGGGCAAUUGCCUCUUUAGCCAGUUUCCAGAGAAUACAGGAUUUUGUUAACAAACCGCACUAUCAAGAUGCUCGAAGGCAUCUUCAGAACGAAGAAGCACCAACCUUGAUAGACGCUAGCUGUGCUUUUGGAGUAGCAGUCAAGUUCAGGGAUGUCGAGUUGAAGUUCUCAGGCUCCACGACGCCGAUUCUGGAAGGCAUCGAUUUGAGCAUCAGGCAUGGCUCUAUCGUUGUCUGCACUGGUCCCACAGGAGCAGGUAAAAGUUUGCUAGGCCUAGCUAUUGCCGGAGAAGUGAAAGCUUCUAAGGGUUCCAUUUCUGUCGUCAGCACAAGGAUUGGGCUUUGUACCCAGCUACCAUGGCUCCCUGGGCAAUGUAUUCCUGAAACGAUCACGGGCUUCUCUCGGACGACUGGUGUGCAUCAUGACAACUGGUAUCAGCAAGUUCUCGAUGCUUGCUGCAUAGACGACAGUAUUCUGCUUAGUCCGGCUGCAAAACAUGCCGGAAGUGGCCAUGCAAGAUUUUCAGGAGGCCAGCGUCAAAGAGUAGCAUUGGCUCGUGCUGUAUACCAACGACACCAGAUUCUUGUUCUCGAUGACCCUUUAUCAGCUCUUGACCACCGCACGCAGGAGCGCGUGAUUGUCAAUCUGUUGGGUCCAGGUGGUCUACUUCGAAACUCGCAUACGAUGGUGUUUCUCAUUACGAGUGCUCCUGCUGCGUACUCUCUCGCCGACAGGAUUCUGCUCUUGAAACACGGUCGUAUUGAGUUUGAUGGUGACUGGAGCAGUUUUCGUACGCACGCAGGUUCAUUCUUAGAAGAUUCUUUCGUGGACGGCGACGAGGCGAAAACUGACUAUCAGCAGAAAUCAGAGUUAAUGUCUGUCGAGGAGAGCAAGCUUGCUGUCAACGAUGACGAACUUGAUAUUGACACGAGAUCCGGCGAUCCAUCGGCCUACCGAUACUAUCUUCGGUCAGUCGGCGUGGUGAACAUGCUCGCACUCUUGAGUUGCACCGCGUUGUAUUCCUUUUUUUCUGCAUUCCCGCAUUACUGGAUUAAAUGGUGGACGCAAGCAGGAGCCACAAAUUACACCUUUUACAUGCUUGGGUACUUGCUAUGCUCUACUGUUGCCUGGGCCUCGACUAGCAGUAUGCUUUGGGUCAACUUCAUCAAGCUGGCUCCAAGAUCUGGGGCUGUGCUGCAUACUAAUCUCCUGAGGACGAUCCUAGGAGCUCCAUUAUCUUUCUUUCUCGACAACGAUACAGGAGUAAUCGUGAACAGGUUUGGUCAAGACAUACAGGUGAUAGAUCGAGAUCUUCCUUCGGCAUUGGCUGCGCUGUGUACACAGAUGUUCAAGCUUCUGAUGCAAUGCUCACUUCUGCUAGCGAGCCAGAGGUUAUUGUUGUUUGCCUUGCCCAUCUAUUGCUUCCUCGUCUACAUCAUUCAGAAAGUAUAUCUUCGUGCUGCAAGUCAACUCAGGUAUCUGGAUCUUGAGUCUAGAUCUGCCGUAUAUUCAAGCUUCUUGGAAACUGUUGAAGGCCUAUUCACCAUCAGAGCCUUUGGCUGGCAACAACAAUACCUGACCCGCAACACAAGAAGCCUCGACCUCUCACAGCGCGCAUUCUAUCUCUUUCUGUGUCUUCAACGAUGGCUUAAUGUUGUCCUGGACUUGGCUGUUGCCGUGGUCGCGAUAGUUGUUAUCAGUCUUGCAGUAUUCUGCUCUGCCGAGAGUGCCGAUGUUGGAAUCUCCCUCAACAUAGUCUUGGUCACAAACACUACUCUACUCCGGCUGAUAGAAUCUUGGACAACAUUCGAAGUGUCAGUCGGCGCUGCUGCGCGUCUCAAGGAGCUAGAGGAUCGUGUGCCAAAUGAGGAAAACCUUGCGAUUGAGACUAUGGUGCCGUGCAAUUGGCCCUGUGCCGGCUCGCUCUCUUUACGAGGCGUGCGUGUGUGUCACGGUAAUCAAGUAAUCCUGAGCAAUGUCGACCUCAGUGUACAAGCUGGUGCAAAGGUCUUCAUCUGUGGUGAGACAGGCAGCGGGAAGAGUACCCUCUUUAUGGCGCUUUUGAGACUGUGCCCAGUCCAACAAGGUUCUCUCCAAGUUGAUGGGGUAGAGAUAGCACAAGCUGCUCCUUCAAUCGUUCGCGAACGCUGUUUCAUCGCCGUGCCACAGGAUGCAUUCCUUCAACCAGACAUGAGUCUACGCAGAAACGUCGACCCGAUGGAUCAUCAUUCGACUGAAGAGAUCACGCAAGCACUGCAGCAGCUACAUUUAUGGUCUCAUUUUCAGGAUGCUGAUUCCAGCUGCAAUGAUCCAGACAAUGAAGACGGCCGCGUGCUUGCACUACCGCUCUCAUGCUUCUCACCACUAUCUGCAGGACAGACGCAACUGUUAUCUCUUGUACGUUCCAUUCUCAGAGCCAGGUAUCAAGCCCGACAAGGACGAAAGCCCAUUAUACUGCUUGACGAGCCCACGGCGAACCUUGAUGACGAAUACGAGAGCCUCUCGUCUCAGGUGAUUGAGCAAGAGUUUACGGACAAAGGACACACUGUCCUGAUGAUCACACAUAGCUCUAAAGUUUUGAGAGAGCUUGUGAAACCAGCUAAAGAUGUGGUUAUUAGGAUAACAACGGAUCGAUGA
Messenger RNA from Aureobasidium melanogenum CBS 110374, 4224 nucleotides. RefSeq names its product P-loop containing nucleoside triphosphate hydrolase protein. Gene Ontology annotation, molecular function: ABC-type transporter activity; ATP binding; ATP hydrolysis activity. Gene Ontology annotation, biological process: transmembrane transport. NCBI's taxonomy places the organism in Eukaryota, Fungi, Ascomycota, Dothideomycetes, Dothideales, Saccotheciaceae. The record is from RefSeq and is a predicted model, not a curated record. The transcript is spliced from 8 exons. Bases 1 to 4224 code for a protein of 1407 amino acids. Gene Ontology annotation, cellular component: membrane.